UUAAGAGGACGGUGCAUGUCGAAGGUUGCUCUGGACGAUAAAGGUGAGAGUGGCAACACGGAGGCCUUAAAACAACUCUCAAAUGACCUGAAAACAAAUUCAGUGGGAUUUAUACACGGGGUGAAAUCAGUAGACGGUAUGUCCGGGCGCGCGAGAGGAAAAUCACGUGGCAGAGAGACUGGGGCCCGAGGUGCGCAACCACCUCUGCCUCAGAAGGAAGCUCAAACCGUGUGGCCACCACCGCCUGAGAGAGAGCUCCGAGGGAGGGGAAGACAGAAAUCUGCCCCUGUGGCGGUGGCAGAAGGAGAAAAGCUGUAUCACUGCUCGGAGUGUGGGAAGAGUUUUACGUGGCAGAGGAGUCUCCAAAGACACCAGCGCAUUCAUACAGGAGUGACACUGUAUCACUGCUCGGAGUGUGGGAAGAGUUUUAUUACACAAAGUAAACUCCAAAAACACCAGCACAUUCAUACAGGAGUGAGAGGGUAUCACUGCUCGGAGUGUGGGAAGAGUUUUACGCAGCAGAGUAGCCUCCAAAGACACCAGAUCAUUCAUACAGGAGUGAGACCGUAUCACUGCUCAGAGUGUGGGAAGAGUUUUACACGGCAGAGUAGCCUCCAAAAACACCAGCGCAUUCAUACAGGAGUGAGACCGUAUCACUGCUCAGAGUGUGGGAAGAGUUUUACGCAGCAGAGUAGUCUCCAAAUACACCAGCGCAUUCAUACAGGAGUGAGACCGUAUCACUGCUCGGAGUGUGGGAAGAGUUUUACGCAGCAGAAUAGUCUCCAAACACACCAGUUCAUUCAUACAGGAGUGAGACCGUAUCACUGCUCGGUGUGUGGGAAGGGUUUUACGCAGCAGAGUAAUCUCCGAACACACCAGCGCAUUCAUACAGGAGUGAGACCGCAUCACUGCUCGGAGUGUGGGAAGAGUUUUACGCAGCAUAGUAGUCUUCAAACACACCUGAGCAUUCAUACAGGAGUGAGACCGUAUCACUGCUCGGAGUGUGGGAAGAGUUUUACGCAGCAGAGUAAACUCCAUACACACCAGCGCAUUCAUACAGCACAUACAAAACGCCGACGACCAACUCACGACCCAAACGGGACUAGUUAUAGUGUCCUUCCGGAUGGAUACAUUGUGGUUAAGAGGACGGUGCAUGUCGUAGGUCGAAGGUUGCUGUGGACGAUAAAGAGUGGCAACACGGAGGCCUUAAAACAACUCUCAAAUGACCUGAAAACAAAUUCAGUGGGAUUUAUACACGGUGUGAAAUCAGUAGACGGUAUGUCCGGGCGCGCGAGAGGAAGAUCACGUGGCAGAGAGACUGGGGCCCGAAGCGAUCAACCACCUCUGCCCCAGAAGGAAGCUCAAGCCGUGUGGCCACCACCGCCUGAGAGAGAGCUCCGAGGGAGGGGAAGACAGAAAUCUGCCCCUGUGGCGGCGGCAGAAGGAGAAAAGCUGUAUCACUGCUCGGAGUGUGGGAAGAGUUUUACUCAGCAGAGUAGUCUCCAAACACACCAGCGCAUUCAUACAGGAGUGAGACCGUAUCACUGCUCAGAGUGUGGGAAGAGUUUUACGCAGCAGGGUAAUCUCCAAGCACACCAGCACAUUCAUAAAGGAGUGAGACCAUAUCACUGCUCGGAGUGUGGGAAGAGUUUUACGUGGCAGAGUAGUCUCCAAAUACACCAGCGCAUUCAUACAGGAGUGAGACCGUAUCACUGCUCGGAGUGUGGGAAGAGUUUUAUUACACAAAGUAAUCUCCAAAGACACCAGCGCAUUCAUACAGGAGUGAGACCGUAUUACUGCUCGGAGUGUGGGAAGAGUUUUAUUACACAACGUGAUCUCCAAACACACCAGCGCAUUCAUACAGGAGUGAGACCGUAUCACUGCUCGGAGUGUGGGAAGAGUUUUACGCAGCAGAGUAGUCUCCAAAGACACCAGCACGUUCAUACAGGAGUGAGGCCAUAUUACUGCUCGGAGUGUGGGAAGAGUUUUAUUACACAAAGUAAACUCCAAAUACACCAGCACGUUCAUACAGGAGUGAGACCGUAUCACUGCUCAGAGUGUGGGAAGAGUUUUAUUACACAAAGUAAUCUCCAAACACACCUGAGCAUUCAUACAGGAGUGAGACCGUAUCACUGCUCAGAGUGUGGGAAGAGUUUUAUUACACAAUGUGAUCUCCAAAUACACCAGCACAUUCAUACAGGAGUGAGACCGUAUCACUGCUCAGAGUGUGGGAAGAGUUUUAUUACACAAAGUAAUCUCCAAACACACCAGCGCAUUCAUACAGGAGUGAGACCGUAUCACUGCUCGGAGUGUGGGAAGAGUUUUAUUACACAAAGUAAUCUCCAAAGACACCAGCGCAUUCAUACGGGAGUGAGACCGUAUCACUGCUCGGAGUGUGGGAAGAGUUUUACGCAGCAGAAUAGUCUCCAAACACACCAGCGCAUUCAUACAGGAGUGAGACCGUAUCACUGCUCAGAGUGUGGGAAGAGUUUUAUUACACAACGUGAUCUCCAAAUACACCAGCGCAUUCAUACAGGAGUGAGACCGUAUCACUGCUCGGAGUGUGGGAAGAGUUUUACGCAGCAGAGUAGUCUCCAAACACACCAGCGCAUUCAUACAGGAGUGAGACCGUAUCACUGCUUGGUGUGUGGGAAGAGUUUUACAUGGCAGAAUAGUCUCCAAACACACCAGUGCGUUCAUACAGCACAUACAAAAGAUUGACCUUUUCCUGUCUUUGGAAUAUUUUAUUUAUAAAUACAAUAUUUAAAAGAAAAAAAAGGUGUUGCUAAUAAAUGUAUUACCUUCUUUUCACAUAGGUUUAAAAUAAAUAAAAAAGUCUGUGUCA
Tachysurus fulvidraco (yellow catfish) is the source of this 2845-nucleotide messenger RNA. RefSeq names its product zinc finger protein 850-like. Gene Ontology annotation, cellular component: nucleus. Bases 16 to 2721 code for a protein of 901 amino acids. The record is from RefSeq and is a predicted model, not a curated record. Gene Ontology annotation, molecular function: RNA polymerase II cis-regulatory region sequence-specific DNA binding; DNA-binding transcription activator activity, RNA polymerase II-specific. The transcript is spliced from 11 exons. Gene Ontology annotation, biological process: regulation of transcription by RNA polymerase II. NCBI's taxonomy places the organism in Eukaryota, Metazoa, Chordata, Actinopteri, Siluriformes, Bagridae.